CGGGAACAGUCAGAUUGUCAAGGAGUUUAAAAUUAUCAUCAUGCCGAAAAAAACACAGAGAAACGCCUUCUAUUUCUUCAUGAAAGAAUUGGAACCUCAACUGCGGCGAGAGGGCCGAGUUUUUCCCAACGGGAUGGCAGAUGUGGUUCCUAUCGCUCAUCCGAGAUGGAAGGAUCUUCCUGCAAAAGAGAAGGAGAGAUUUGAGAACAUGGCUAAAGAGUUCAAGGCAAAGAUGAGGGGAACAGAAGGUGACAAAUAUCGCAUGGACACGAAGGGAAACAUUAUUGCUUACCGAAGGGAUGAAAACCAAGAACUGAUGAAUUACUUCAUAAAAAUGGGAAAGGAAGUGAAAGCCAAAUGGCCUCCGGGAGUGGAAAUUAUGGAUGAGUCCUUUUUCCUGAUUAACAUACAGACAUUGUGUGAGACAGAGGAGGGGGACUUCUUACCUUGUGAAAUAGCUUGUCUGGAGUUCAGUCUGGCUAAAGGAAUUAUCAAAACAUUUCAUAAAUUUAUAAAUCCAGGUAGAAUCCCAAUUGGCUUCAAGUACACCUGUAGGCAGAACAGUGAACUGACUCAUCAGAUUCCAUAUGAAAACUUUGAUAAGGCAGAAGCAGACUACAGUUGGAUGUGGACACAGUUGAAGAACUUUGUGAAGCCCAACAGAGAGAAGGAUGUGUACCCUCCUGUAUACUGCAGGCCAUCAGUAUACCGGGAAACAAAGAAAUGUUUGGAGUGGCUACACUUCAUGGCCAUGGACCGAGGCACGUGUAAGCUGGGGAGAGUACUGAACCUGGAAGGGUUACUGAUGGACCUCUACAAUCACAUCGGCCAAACCAUAAGCCACUCAGAAGUUGUCAACAUUCUCGGAACAACCAGCUACGAUUUCACCCCAAAUCACUUGUGUGAGUAUCAUGAAGAGUUGGAGUGUAAGUACUGCUCGCUGGGCAUCAUUCGCAGAUAUGCGUUUGUCAUGUUCGAUGAGUUGUCUGAGGUGUACCCAUUUGAGCUGACCCCACAGCACCUACCUGAGCGCCCAGAAGGGGACCUUGAGGUCACAGUUAUCCCCCCUCCCAAGGAAUCCAUCUUCCCAGCUCCCUCAGUAAACAGGGGUAGGAUGAGCUACAGCGAACUGGCUCGUAAGGGAGGUAACCAAGACAGAGGUGAUGGCAUGUUUACCUCACGAGAUUACAGAUACACUCGGCAGUUCGAGACAAGUGAUUCUGAUGAAGAGAGACACGAAAGAAAGGACGCCACAUCACUGAGAUUACCCAAGGCACCAGCAAAGUCAGCGGGCUCAGUGCAGUCUUUGCAGGGAUCCAGACCUCCAGGCGGUGUGGGAAGAGGUUUGGCUGUUAGACUAGAAAAUCCUGGGGUACCAAUCAGUGUGUUGAGAGCUCCAGGCAAUGUACCACAGACACCGUGGUCCAGACAACCGGGUGUGGUAGAACCAAGGCCUGGGUUAGGAGCAGGCCUUCCUGUAGGGAGGGGAAUGAGGCCCCAGGGUCCAUCACCUGGGCCCCCACCUUUGUCAGGCCCUGGGUGCACACUUCCUGCAGCAAGGCCUGGGAUGGCAAAUGGAGGUUGUGGGCGGGGUGUGCUGGGACCAUUAGCUCAUCAGAUCACACAGUUCCGGGUGCCCGUAGGACGGGGCUUUGCACCUCCCUCUAUGACAGCUGCAGUGGGUGAUGGAAUGGCCGGCAUGUCUCUCAGCAGUGACUGAGAGGAGAAUGAGGGUAUCUUGAACACUCAUCAAAGAGAUGAAGUAUGCAGGUAACCAGGGAUUGGGAAGUCACGGUGGAAGCCUGGAAGUCACUGUGGAAGCCUGUCCACUGAUCGUGUGACAGGAUGGGCUGACCAGAAGGUUCCCUGUGCUAUUGGACUCCAUCAGCAGAAUUGCUGCUAAAAUGUUCAUGAUUUGUGAUAAAUUUAUGGAGCCAAUGUUAGUGAGAUCAUCACUUUAAGGUUGUUUUACUUUGUAACUUUGUCUCUGUUUUAUUAAAAAUGACAUGAUGGUAACAUCGUCAUCUAAGAACAAAGUAGUUAUGACUAAGGUCUUUGUGUGCAAAGCCCGUUUUCAAGGUAGUCAGAUUUGAGUCAAAAUGUGAAGUGCUACAUGAACAAUGUUCCAGUGUGUAAACCAUCAAUUUUACUGUUGUAUUAACGUCUAAGAUUCGUUAUGCUUUUGCUCAUACUGUAUGUUCGGUGUGGCAAGAUGGAAGCUACCAAGACCGGUUCACAGAGCAGUUUAAUAAUGUCAGGAAUGUAUGUAUAUAGCACAGCAUAGUUUUGGCAAAAUCUGGUUUUGACAUGCAAAAUUCAUGUCAAAAAAUGUAGUUUAAACGUAUGUCUCUUCAGUACAGGGUAGAAAUCUUCAGCUGUAGUACUGUGUAAUCUUCAUGUGUAGUUUACUUCCAGUUUAAUGACAUAUGGUAAACUUUAUCACUAUGACAGGUGUAUGCUGUCAUUGCAAUCAAGUUUACCAAUGUUCAACCGAAUAUAUAAAUAAAAUCAGCAGUUACAUGUAACUGCUUACCAGUUUCAGAUGAUUCAUUUCUUUUAGGUCACAUUGUUAAACGUAUCAGCAAGAUGCAGUUCCUGCAUACGUCAGCUAUUAUCCAUAGUGUCAGGUGAUGACGCACACCCAGUAUAAACAAACUGGUGUAGGUAUACAGGAUGAAGGUCAAUCAGGUUAAAGGCUAUAAUUGUGUUUCUUGAUCAGAUUUUCAAGUUGGGUCAGUGCUAAUGGACAAAUCAUGUAACCAAUAUGCCCAAAUUAAACUGCUAAAUAAAAAAUAAUGGUGCUUUUAAAAUAUGCACUUUCCAUAA
Messenger RNA from Liolophura sinensis, 2826 nucleotides. Its product is annotated as protein maelstrom homolog. Gene Ontology annotation, biological process: regulation of miRNA-mediated gene silencing; male meiotic nuclear division; piRNA processing. The transcript has 15 exons. Bases 41 to 1720 code for a protein of 559 amino acids. Lineage: Eukaryota; Metazoa; Mollusca; Polyplacophora; Chitonida; Chitonidae. Gene Ontology annotation, cellular component: P granule; nucleus. Gene Ontology annotation, molecular function: sequence-specific DNA binding. The record is from RefSeq and is a predicted model, not a curated record.